UAAGUGAUGAUCUGCCUGCUCUCACACAUGGAGCUGCUGCUCUCUGAUCGCUGUUCCCGCGCUCUGUUAAUCAUUCUCCCACAUGCUCCUUCCAGCACGCACCUCUCUGCUUCUGCUCCAUUCAAUCUCUCUCGCGUCUAAGGAACAGUUAUUUGAACUUCUUACUGGAGAGAUGAGAGGGUUGUUUGUGUCUGAGAGUAACAGCAGCAGCAGAUGUUUGAAGAUAAUUGCCUUUCUUGAAGGGUGAGGAAUUGUUUCAUUCUCUUUUAAGCGUGCCUAUGUUGUCCUCCAGAAGCGUAACUGUUGAGAUUCUAACGCAGAUGGAGAAAUAACAACGUGGGAAAAGAAGACAGGGAAUUUAAAAGGAGACAUUAUGAACAGCACGGAGCACCAUGGGUUGAUCCAUGGCUACCAUAACAGGAGCCAAACCUCAGGCAUUGUGCCGCUGAACAAAGACUCCUCAGCCAAGGACAAGGACUCAUCUGCAGGAUGCUACGAACAGCUGCUGAUUUCCACAGAGGUGUUCCUGACUCUGGGCAUCGUCAGCCUGCUGGAGAACAUUCUGGUUGUAACCGCCAUAAUCAAAAACAAGAACCUUCACUCGCCUAUGUACUUCUUUAUUUGUAGCCUGGCAGUGGCCGACAUGCUGGUCAGCGUCUCUAACGCCUCGGAGACGAUCGUCAUAGCGCUCAUCAACGGAGGCAGCCUCACCAUCCCCGUUACGUUGAUCAAAAACAUGGACAAUGUGUUUGACUCUUUGAUCUGCAGCUCUCUGUUGGCGUCUAUCUGCAGCUUGCUCGCCAUCGCCGUUGACCGCUACAUCACCAUCUUCUACGCUCUCCGCUACCAUAACAUCGUGACCCUGCGGAGAGCCAUGCUGGUGAUCAGCAGCAUCUGGACGUGCUGCACGGUGUCCGGCAUCCUCUUCAUCAUCUACUCAGAGAGCACCACGGUCCUCAUCUGCCUCAUCACCAUGUUCUUCACCAUGCUGGUGCUCAUGGCCUCGCUGUACGUCCACAUGUUCCUGCUGGCGCGCCUGCACAUGAAACGCAUCGCAGCGCUGCCGGGCAACGCGCCCAUCCACCAGCGAGCCAACAUGAAGGGCGCCAUCACCCUCACCAUCCUCCUCGGGGUGUUCGUGGUGUGCUGGGCGCCCUUUUUCCUUCACCUCAUCCUCAUGAUCACCUGCCCCAGGAACCCCUACUGCACCUGCUUCAUGUCCCACUUCAACAUGUACCUCAUCCUCAUCAUGUGCAACUCCGUCAUCGACCCCAUCAUCUACGCCUUUCGCAGCCAAGAGAUGAGGAAAACCUUCAAAGAGAUUUUCUGCUGCUCACACGCCCUCCUGUUUGUGUGAGCAGCCUGUUGGCGAUCUGCGACCCUGACAGAUUCAAUCAGCCAUUUUAAUGAAAACUGAUCCGACAAGGACUUUGAGACUCUGAGCUGUAAUCACUGUGGACUGGCUCUGUUGUGCCUCGGCUGUAAAUGAUUGAUAACUUUGGUUACGUGAGUCAGGUUGCUUAAGAGGUAGGCUUACAAACACCUUGUAAUAUAGAUUAUCACUCUGAAGAGAUAUUUUGUGUCGUGGUAAACGCCGUGCUAAAGUGCCAUUUUGAAGUAAGCAUCACCACUAUGGACAAUGUGAAAAACACAUGCUUACACUGUGGUUCAUUUACAAAUCAUUUCUCUUUUAUCACACUUUUCUUGUUGUUCAGUGUCAAAGAAAAUGAAAAAUACCGUGCUUAUACAUAUUAUAUUCUUUAUAUAUCUACGUGGAUCUUGGCACUUGAAUGUCACAGCUUUUGUAACAUACAUGACACAGUGUGUGUACUGUGUAUAUCUAGCAAAUAGAUAUAUAGUAUAUGACAGACUACCUCCAGGUUUGAGAGUGUAAUCCACCUCUUAACAGAGACUGUGAGAAACGUUACUAUGGGAUAUCCUUGGUAAACACUGCAUCUCAGUGAACAACCAACAUUUACUUUAACCUCAUUGAUUUCCCUCACUUUAUUGUGUGCCAAUCAUAAAAGAGGAGAUGAAAGCCGGUACAGGGAACAUCCACUAAAAUGGGCUUUUACCUUUUUUUUUUACAAUUUUUCUAAGUUAGAAGGAUAACGCAGGACAAAGCACAUCAUUACCCUUGUGAUUUUCCAAGCUGCUCAAAACACUUAGAUCAAACAAGAUUCUGUUGAAAUCACAGCAGAAGAGCACAUACAAAAAUCACCACAUGUGUGCCGCAGAUGUAACCAGCCCCGCAUACCAAUGUCAAUUUUUUUGCAUGACAUUUAUUGACUGUGUGGUACAUCAUUAGUUUAAUGGGGGUACUUUCUUUUUUGCCCUCAGGUAAGAAUGUAAAUAUAGAGAACAGCAACGCAUAGAUUCUAGACUCAGGAAUCAGAAAAAGGGUAUUUCUCAAGCACAACGUAUGGCACUUAAUGAGCAUUCUGGUUUAUAUAUGUCGCAGAAGAAAAUGUGAAACAAUUCAGGGUGUAUUCCCAGUUUGUGACUCCAUAAUGGUGGCUUCACACUCUACCUGAUCAGGGAUGCAGGUUUUGUAGACCCUCACCUCUGAUUUCCCCUGUGACGCAGAGGGGAGAAUUUUAUUGCAGGGAUGAAUAGAAAAUGUAAUCAAUAUUCAGCAAAUCCUGAUUUUUGUCUGAGCAGAACUAAAAACACCAUCACCAGUCCCCUCUUACUCAUGACAUCUGUUGAUUUCCAAUCAAAGCUGUUGUGUAUCUGUGCUGUGUGUAGGUAUAUGUGUAAAUGUGCACAAGUGGGUUGUUCUCACUCUCAGCAUGUACCAGUUAACUCCUCUAGAGAUCUAUUUUUCCUGAGUGAUUUUACUGAUUGUAUUUUGUGUUGUGUAACUUCUUGCUUGUCUCCUUGCCUUAAAUAUAUUGCACUGUGAUGUAAAGAUCAAACAAAAAUGUAAUCAGUCUUUAUUUGUUGCUAUUUUCAAUAUUGCCUUAUUUAUUGAUGCCUUUUUUUUUUACUCAAAGUGCAUAUCGAGCUCAUAGAAAACAAGGAAACGGAUGCCAAUAGGUGUCCCAUUAUCUGUUAAAAGCUUCGCCUGGAAUUUGAUUCAUGUGUGCUGAACUGAAGCUGUUUGUUUGACCAAUGCAUCCUCUGUUUUCACAGAACCCCGCUGCAAAGAAACUAAAU
Molecule: messenger RNA, 3159 nt
Organism: Notothenia coriiceps (black rockcod)
Lineage: Eukaryota; Metazoa; Chordata; Actinopteri; Perciformes; Nototheniidae
Gene: mc4r
Product: melanocortin 4 receptor
Exons: 1
Coding region: 374-1357 (327 amino acids)
Biological process (GO): G protein-coupled receptor signaling pathway
Cellular component (GO): membrane
Molecular function (GO): melanocortin receptor activity
Source: RefSeq, a predicted model, not a curated record